Danaus plexippus (monarch butterfly) is the source of this 1291-nucleotide messenger RNA. It is a transcript of the gene Mnr, whose product is annotated as keratin, type I cytoskeletal 9. Bases 169 to 1221 code for a protein of 350 amino acids. The record is from RefSeq and is a predicted model, not a curated record. NCBI's taxonomy places the organism in Eukaryota, Metazoa, Arthropoda, Insecta, Lepidoptera, Nymphalidae. The transcript is spliced from 5 exons.
ACAGACGUCAAAAGUCACUAUGUGCUUUACGUUCAUUGUGUCAUCAAAACAUCGACUCUAAAGAAAAAAGAAUACAAUUUAAUACUUCAAGUCCAUAAGCCAAGUUGACCUUGUAUGAUCGAGUAAAACGAGUCAAAAUAUUAAUUCUGUGAACCUUACCUAUCGAGUAUGGAGUUAAGGACGGCGCUAGUGCUGCUGUCGUUGCUGUUUUAUGUGGACGGAUAUUCGAAGUACGGACGUACGUGCAAGGACAUAGGUUGUCUGAACAGCGAAGUAUGUGUCCUCGCGGAAGAUCCUUGCAGCUUCGGACAUACCUCCGGCUGUGGUACCUACCCUACCUGCAAGAAGAAGUCGCAAGUCGAAGGAUCACACUCGGAGCCAGCUAAGCCGUCGGUUCCAAUUCCGGUUCCACAAACACCGACAAGGGACUCUGACUCGGCCCCCAAUUAUCCACCACCAGCCCCGCCUUCUAACGGACACAAUUCUCCAUACGGUGGUAGUUCCAACGGUGGUAAUGCUCCCUAUGGUGGCAACUCCCCAUAUGGAGGCAGUACGAAUGGAGGAUCUUCACCAUAUGGCGGUAGGUCACCAUAUGGGGGCAAUACCCAUGAUGGCGGUUCGCCUUAUGGUGGUAAUUCUCCUUAUGGCGGCAAUAACCCAUAUGGAGGCAAUUCAAACGGAGGUUCCUCGCCCUAUGGGGGAGGUUCUCCAUACGGUGGUAGCUCUCCUUAUGGAGGCAACUCUCCAUAUGGAGGUUCAUCCAACAGAGGUGGUAGUCCCUAUGGAGGCAGCUCCAACCCCGGCUUUGGAAGUUCAGGCGGAAAAAGCCCAUUGGACAAUAUCUUCAACACACUGAAUAAUUUCGCAAACGGUGGAGGCAGUGGAUCUGGCGGCAGUUCGGGAACGGGACUUUCCAACAUAUUCGGAAACAUUCUCGGUAACUUAUCAAAAAGCGGAGGUUUAAAUGGAUUGUUCAACACUCGACCCAUAAUGGAGAAUCCGGGCUACCAAACGUACAGCUCGAAUUCUCACGCUAAUCCCCAAAAUUAUCCAUCAGGGAACACGGCCCAAGCCCAUCAGCCCAAUCAGAAUAGGAAAUAUGAGCACAGUUAUGCUUCACACAACGGAGCCAGCACCAGAAAGCCGGUAUCUUACGGCUGGAACGUUAGUUUGACAGUGUUUUUGACGUUCCUGCUCCUACAAUACUCUUCGCGGAUAUAGUUUAUGAGAUUCAAAUAACUAUUUGUUAUGUAAAAAAAAUGUAUAUAUCAAUAUAAAAUAUUAUCUGUUA